Rubroshorea leprosula is the source of this 1683-nucleotide messenger RNA. The record is from the annotation of a GenBank genome assembly. NCBI's taxonomy places the organism in Eukaryota, Viridiplantae, Streptophyta, Magnoliopsida, Malvales, Dipterocarpaceae.
CUGCUCUUCUUUUCUUUCCCCUGCACCGAGCAAGGAAGCCCAUAGCCACUGACGCACUCCUCUUGAGAAAGUCGGCAAAGCUUGAUGGAUUUACCUUCUUUUCUUGUUGGAAGCCGAACUUAGACUUGGAGAUCUCCCUUUCCUGCAGAAAAUUCCAGAUUUGCUUGGUGUCUCUUCCUCCCCUGUCCAUCAGUUUCUGCUGGGUGUGAAUCCUUCGGCUUUUUCUGUUUCCGUGAGUUUCCCUGCAGAUUGCUGCCGACCUUCCCCCAAACCCGCCAGCUCCAGCCAUACUUGCUGAAUUCUGCUCGCGUGUUCUGCUCUUCUUCUUCUUCCCAGCAGCUGGCAAGGAAACCCAGCCAAGUCGACAGCACUCCCUUGAGAAACCGAAUUUCCAGAUCUGUUCUGCUCUGUGUCUUCCUCCCUUGCUGUCCGCGAAUUUCUGGUGGGUGGGUGGCGGAAUUUUCAGGUUUUUGUAGAUUUUCCCCUGCACUGCUGCCAGCCUUCCCCCAAACUGCAGCUCUGGUUUUUGCUGCAAAAUUCUGGUUCUUGAUCCUUGGGGUACUUUAGUACGUGAAUUGAGUGCUCGGUUUUAUGCGAUUUGAGGACCAGUGGAAGACGGGCAACCCUCUACUUGUAAGAGAUUCAAGGCCAUUUUAGCAAAUGUUGUGUGUUUUCUAGAUGUGUUUUAGGAGCUGGAUAACUUGCCCGCGUGUUCUGCUCUUCUUCUUCUUCCCAGCAACUGGCAAGGAAACCCAGCCAAGCCGACAGCACUCCCUUGAGAAACCGGUAGGAAGCUUGGGGAUUUCUCCUUCUUUUCUUGCUCUAGAACACAUAUAGAACCCAAAAACUUUCCUCCCUCUGCAGAAUUUCCAAAUCUAUUCUGCUCUACGUCUUCCUCCCUUGCUGUCCGCGAAUUUCUGGUGGGUGGGUAGCGGAAUUUUCAGGUUUUUGGUAAGAAGCAGCCCAAAAUUCCUUUGUUCUUCCUUAAAUUAACUUGGGUUUACUCUAAUUUGUGCUUUUGGUUCUCCAAUUUCGGUAGAUUUUCCCCUACACUACUGCCGGCCUUCCCCCAAAUUGCAGCUCUGGUUUUUGCUGCAAAAUUCUGGUAUGUUGACAGCUCCUUCAAGCUUGAAAUUUCAUCAAUAAAUUGCUGGCUGUGUUGUCCGAAAGUUUGCAGUAAUUAGGGGAUAAUUCCAGUAGCUUUAGGACAAAUUUCAGCAUUAAUUCAAGUGAAAUUUAUGUGAUUGAGUGUUAAUUGACUGUUGUGAGAUUUUGGAGAAAAAUCCCAUGAAUUAGCCAUUGUUUUGCCAUUUAUGGAAGUGCAGUUACUGUUCACGGCGUGAUCACUGUUCACGCACUGAUGACCAACACUUAACGGGGAUUAAAUGAUUAGUUUGUAAUAUAAGAAUAAAUUUGGAGAUGUCUGGUCAUGUGGAGAUUGAUAGGAAUAGCAUCGUGAUUAGGGGGUAGUCAUGAUUUCAAUUUGAAUUUGUGGUAAUGCGGUAUUAAUUUUCGAAUAUUUUGAUUAGGUUCUUGAUCCGUGGGGUACUUUAGUACAUGAAUUGAGUGCUCGGUUUUAUGCGAUUUGAGGUAAGUAAAUUUAUGGUAAUGCCCAUACAGUUUUUAAAAGCAUGUUUUGACUUAUUUUUGAAGUGGUGACGAGAUUAAACCCAUUUUAUACAA